CUGUAUGUAGCUCCCGGACAGCACGUCAUAAUAAAAUGAUGCUGCGCACGCUAGAGCAAGCAAAGCAAGGAACCGAGCCGCCAAUAAGUGCUUCUAUACGUAGAAAUUGGAUGGAGGCAUAUAUCUUUAGCCGGAUUGAAAUCCUCAUGGCGGUCAUAAGCAGGAUCGCGGUUGUUUCACCAUUGAUAGAUGCUCAUGCGUCAAGCACCAUUCACCAUAGAUCACCAUGGUGAUAUGAGGAUGUCAAUGUGCGGCCGUAUCUUGUCAGGCGCCGCUGCAAUUUCCCUAAGGAGGUGUAUCCUGUAAAGACCCGAGUCGUGUUUAACAGGGAAGUGUCUAUAUACCAAAAUGGUUUCGUCGCGUAGGAUGUCCACAGAUAAGCCAGGGCCGAGUUCAUGAAGAUUUCUUUUCGUCACUAGGCUGGCAAUGCAUCUACUCGUGAUCAGUCCUCGAACAUACAAAAGCACAAAAUUGAAAAGAGAAA
Molecule: messenger RNA, 484 nt
Organism: Aspergillus pseudotamarii
Lineage: Eukaryota; Fungi; Ascomycota; Eurotiomycetes; Eurotiales; Aspergillaceae
Exons: 1
Coding region: 36-233 (65 amino acids)
Source: RefSeq, a predicted model, not a curated record